Molecule: messenger RNA, 2296 nt
Organism: Penicilliopsis zonata CBS 506.65
Lineage: Eukaryota; Fungi; Ascomycota; Eurotiomycetes; Eurotiales; Aspergillaceae
Exons: 2
Coding region: 105-2228 (707 amino acids)
Source: RefSeq, a predicted model, not a curated record
CCCCUCUUCCCGUGUGAAAUAACUCUCACUCGCCUCGCCCUCGCCUGUCCUGUUUCUCCUACGACUUCUCUCACUUGAACCACUGUAUACGAUAGGCGGCCGCCAUGGAGAAACCGCCUGCGGUGGUUAUCAUCGCUCGGCAUGGUGCUCGAUUGGACGCCGUCGAUAAACAGUGGCAUUUGACCUCUGCAACCCCCUACGAUCCCCCCCUCACGUAUGGAGGCUGGAACCAGUCUCGUGCUCUGGGGGCGCGCAUCAUCAGUCUGUUGCGUGCCCGGGAAGCAUCAAACCCCAAUACUCCAUCGCAUGAUGUCGGCAAGAAAGAUGCGGGGCGCGAAGCUCUGCUGGUGCCUACAAAUCGCCCCCCCCGCAAGCACAAAGUGAUCAUCCAUACCUCUCCCUACCUUCGCUGUCUCCAGACUGCGAUCGCCGUUAGUGCUGGCAUCAGCCAACAUUAUGGCGCUCCGGAAACCGCCCCGCAGAUGCUUCGUUCGAGCUCGCUACCGGUCAAUGCAUCUGUUGCCGGUGCUCCCCCCGUCACACAGGGAAUUCCGGAGGAUGGGCCACUCGAUGUGGGCGGCUCCUCUCCCCUUAGCCCGGACAACUUGAGCCCCGUAACUGCCCCGGGGGGAGCGAGGCCAACCCCGAGUGGCCAUCGCUGCCUUUUACGGGUUGAUGCUUUCCUAGGCGAGUGGCUGUCACCUGAUUACUUUGACCAGAUCACCCCACCACCCAACUCCGAAAGGAUGGUGGCCGCGGCCAAGGAGGAGUUACUCCGCCACGAAGGGGAGAUGGCGAGACCUACGGAGGGCCCCGACCGGCCUCUUCCCGGAUACUUCCCGGGGGGCUGGGGUAGUCGGGCAAGCCCCAUGCCCACGGUCUUCGAUGAAGAGGCGCUGGAAGUAGAGCCCAUUUCUUCUUCCACUGCUGCGACUACUACUACUACUAGCUUGGGGAGCAAAGGGCAGAGAACCCGCGCCGGCAGUCACGAUACUCACCUUAGCCCCGUGAACAAUCCACGAGCGAAGGGGUUCCUGAGUAAAAUCAACACUGAGCUGAACGUGAUCACAGAUGGCGCAUAUGUGCCGCCCACUCCCACCUAUGCCGUCUCGUCGUCACACCCCAUCCCCGCGGGAUAUGUCACUCACGCGCGAGAGUCAUGUGUCGAUAUCGACUAUCGCUGGGACAGCAUGCGCGAACCUCAGAACUGGGGAGAUGGCGGCCAGCAUGGAGAAGAGUGGAGCACCAUGCACAUGCGCCUCCGUAGCGGGCUGCAGAACAUGAUCGAUUGGUAUAGCCGGACCGACGAUGCCAAAUCCUCGCAGGACGAGGAGGACGAUUCCACCGAUACAGUUCUGAUCAUCAUCACUCAUGGCGCUGGAUGUAAUGCGUUGAUCGGAGCUUUGACAGGCCAUCCCGUUCUCCUCGACAUUGGAAUGGCUUCGCUCACCAUGGCCGUGAGGAGAGAUUCCUCUGAACCCUCGGGCUCAGACACGCUGUCUGACCACCACCACCGCCAACAUCCACACCAAGAACACCACGUCCACCUCAAUAACCACAAUAACCAUAACCACCAUCACCACCACCACCUCAACAACAACAACAACAACAACAACAAUGAUCAUCAGCAACAUCGGCCCUUGCGUCAUCAGAGAAAAGGUUCUAUUCACCUGUCGAUUUCUCAUGACUACGAUUUAAAACUGGUAGCCUCCAGUGAUCACCUGCGAGCUGGAGGAAACCCAGCCCAGCUGCCAUCGAUGGCAGCCUCGCAGUCUUCUGGUUCCUACUCCUCAUCACCCAUUUCGUCGUAUCGUCAUCGUCUCGCAGCUCGAUCAACAUUGUCACAGGACCAUUUCAUGAUCGGUCCAUCUAUCCCUCAUGCUCCUAGUGGUCGCAGUUGGUCGCUCGCCAUGCGACCAUCAACCGCCCCUCGCGGGGCGUCUGGUCUUUGGGGCUCCAUCUCUGCCAGCAGUGAAACAGUGAUAGACCCUGCGGAUGACAUUGUGCCAAACUUUGGCGACCGACCAAAAUCAUCUGGCAACCUCGCGGAGCCGGACCACGGAGUGGAUCCUGUCGAUAGCGACCCGGUUGACGAUUCCUCCUGGGGGCAGCAAUUGCCUCAUCGGACCCUGUCGCAGCGAGGACUCUGGGGCAGCGCCCCCACGCUGCAGGAGCGUGAUGGCUCGAUGAAACGACGAUGGACAGUGACUGAGCGUCGCCCAUUGUGAGCGGGCGGGCCACUCCCUGGCCACUCCCUACUUGUCAUUGACGAUCCCGAGAUUUUCAUCCACACCUC